AGUCGCGUGAUCCCGGAAGUGGCCGGCCGGGCGCGCGCGGGUGGGGCGGCGACGUUCGUCAUUCCGUGCGGGAGGGAGCGCGAGAGCGGCGCGGUCGAGGCUCCGGUGUCCCAGACCCCGCUAGAAGAGAGCAUGGCUGAGCAGGAGCCCACAGCCGAGCAGCUGGCACAGAUUGCAGCUGAGAACGAGGAGGACGAGCACUCGGUCAACUACAAGCCCCCAGCCCAGAAGAGCAUCCAGGAGAUCCAGGAGCUGGACAAGGACGACGAGAGUUUGCGCAAGUACAAGGAGGCCCUGUUGGGCCGCGUGGCCGUGUCUGCUGACCCCAACGUCCCCAAUGUCGUGGUGACCCGCCUGACCCUGGUGUGUAGCACUGCCCCAGGGCCUCUAGAGCUGGACCUGACAGGUGAUCUGGAGAGUUUCAAGAAGCAAUCCUUUGUGCUGAAGGAGGGUGUGGAAUACCGGAUAAAGAUCUCUUUCCGGGUGAACCGAGAGAUCGUGUCAGGCAUGAAGUACAUCCAGCACACGUACAGGAAGGGGGUCAAGAUCGACAAGACCGAUUACAUGGUGGGGAGCUACGGGCCCCGGGCGGAGGAGUAUGAGUUCCUGACGCCCAUGGAGGAGGCGCCCAAGGGCAUGCUGGCUCGAGGCAGCUACAGCAUCAAGUCGCGCUUCACAGACGACGACAGGACCGACCACCUGUCCUGGGAGUGGAACCUCACCAUCAAGAAGGAGUGGAAGGACUGAGCUGCGGCCGGAGGGAGGCGGGCAGGGCGGCCGAGGUCGAGGACGUGCCACCCCCACCCCCACCCCCACCCCCCGGACCCCAGACCAAAGUGCCGCCAGGGCCACCCACACUGCCGCCUCUCCCCGUCUGCCUCCUGGCCGCCCGCCCCUCCACCCUUCCAGCCCGCAGACCCAGCCGCCUCGGUGGUCUCGUGUCGUUGCUGCUUCCGCCUGUGCUGGGGGGGGGGGUGGGCUCCUCCCAGGCCUUGUCUCCCCUUCCGUGUCCUCGAAGUCCCCACCAUCCUGACCCGACCCGAGGCCCUGGCUUCCCCCAGGAGAGUCGGGCAUCGCGUGGGAGCUCUGGGUGCCCGGGUCCCUGGGCCUCCAGUCGCCCUGGCUCCGUCCGUGGCCCCCUUCCCGGCAGGGGCGGGCUGUACCGCGUAGGGCCUGGCGGGGCCGGUUGUCCUUCCGCUUUCACUUCUCCCCGGUCAGUCCAUCCACCGCUGUCAGUGACCGUCUAACCAUGAUGCCUUAACAUGUGAACGCGUGCUGGGGGGGCGGCCCUAACCUCUAACCCCGUGUCUGCAUGAGCAUGUGGUCUCCCCCGGUCCCUGCCCUGUCCGCGCUCCCUGUGGCCCGGGGAGGUGUGUGGGGUGUGCUGCUCCCCAGUCUGCCCGGGCCUGGCCAGCCCCCCUUCCCCGGCCAGCGCUGUGGGACGGCUCCUGGGGCUCGGGAAAGCCAAGUUGCCAAAACGCCAGUGGCUUCCACUCCCAUCUGGGAGGCUGGGUGUCCCCCCGCCUCUGCCUUCUCUGGCCCGUGGGCAGUGCCUGGAGCCCAGGCCCCGGCAGAGGGCCCUUGGCCGACGGAGCCAGUGGCCAAGCCUUACUUGUCCCACCUGGGCCUGCCGGCCUCGAGUCGCCUACCUGGCCUGUCAGUAUUUCUUGCCUCCGUACGUGCCGUCCUCUGGGCCCACUGGCCUGCCGCCUUGCCCCCAGGCUCGGUGCCACCAUCCCCAGCCAGGCCCUUCCCGGACCCAGCCAGGACAACUGUGGGACCAAGCUUGCACAGCUGGAGCCGUCCCCUCUGCCGCCCCCAAGCCCCCUCCCUGGUCAGGCCCCUGGCCUAGAACGCACAGGAGCCUGUCCCUGCUUCUCCUUUUCUGACCGGGAAAUAAACUCCCCCUAAGGA
This is a messenger RNA of Phacochoerus africanus (Common warthog), 1914 nucleotides long. It is a transcript of the gene ARHGDIA, whose product is annotated as Rho GDP dissociation inhibitor alpha. Gene Ontology annotation, biological process: Rho protein signal transduction. Bases 133 to 747 code for a protein of 204 amino acids. Gene Ontology annotation, molecular function: Rho GDP-dissociation inhibitor activity; protein binding. The record is from RefSeq and is a predicted model, not a curated record. The transcript has 6 exons. Lineage: Eukaryota; Metazoa; Chordata; Mammalia; Artiodactyla; Suidae. Gene Ontology annotation, cellular component: cytoplasm; membrane; cytosol.